ACCGGCUGCAUGUUGGCUGGAUCCAAUGAGGUGACGCCGCGUUCAGGGCCUCAGUCCGCCGCUGAUAAAGGAGCCUAAAGUCCUGGAGGGACCGCCUGCUAUCAGUUCCGCUUAGAAUCCUCCUCAGGAAGCCCAGAACAACCGCUUCAUCUGGAGAAGCUCAUCAUGGCAGUAAGGAUCGGGACCCUGGUCGCUCUGUCCUCCCUCCUUGUCGUCCUUCUCCCCUCCUCUACAGAGUCUGUGGCCGUCAUGUCGGUGGACCUUGGGAGCGAGUGGAUGAAAAUGGCCAUAGUGAAACCUGGAGUACCGAUGGAGAUCGUUCUCAACAGGGAGUCGAGAAGGAAAACGCCAGCAGUGGUGUGUCUGAAGGACAACGAGCGACUGUUUGGAGACAGCGCUUUAGGAGUGUCUGUGAAGAUUCCCAAGACGGUCUAUAGACAUCUCCAAAGCCUUCUGGGUAAAAAACGGGACAACGUCCAGGUGAAGGUCUAUGAGAAGCGCUUUCCUGAGCAUCAGCUGCAGGCCGACCCAGUGAGGGGAACGGUUUACUUCAACAGCUCUCAAGAGAUGCGUUAUUCGCCGGAGGAGCUGCUGGCCAUGGUGCUGAAUUAUUCCCGCGGGCUGGCUCAGGACUUUGCAGAACAGCCAAUCAAAGACGCAGUCAUCACCGUCCCAGCCUUCUUCAACCAGGCAGAGCGGAGGGCAGUCCUGCACGCUGCACAGAUGGCCGGCCUAAAGGUCCUCCAGCUCAUCAACGACAACACGGCGGUGGCCCUAAAUUAUGGCGUCUUCAGGAGGAAGGACAUCGAUGGCACGCCCAAGAACAUCAUGUUUUACGAUAUGGGCUCAGGCAGCACCACGGCCACCAUCGUCACCUACCAGACAGUGAAAACCAAAGAUUUUGGUACCCAGCCGCAGCUACAGAUCCAAGGAGUCGGCUUCCUGCAGGUAGAAGGAUUGAUGGACGAUAUAGAUUUCAAAGCCAAGGUGACCAGAGCGGAGUUUGAAGAUCUGUGUGCUGAUCUGUUUGAACGAGUCCCUGGACCGGUGCUGGACGCCCUCACAGCAGCUGAACUGAAGCUGGAAGACUUGGAGCAGGUGAUUUUAGUGGGUGGAGCCACACGUGUCCCCAAGGUCCAGGAGGUGCUGCUGAAAGCUGUGGGGAAGGAGGAGCUGGGGAAGAACAUCAACGCCGACGAGGCGGCGGCGCUGGGGGCCGUGUACCAGGCGGCGGCCCUCAGCAAAGCCUUCAAGGUCAAACCUUUCCUGGUCCGGGAUGCGGCCAUCUUCCCCAUUCAGGUGGAGUUCAACCGGGAGGUGGAGGAAGAAGAAGGGAUCAAAGUCCUGAAGCACAGCAAGCGCAUCCUGUUCCAGAGGAUGGCGCCGUACCCCCAGCGUAAAGUCAUCACCUUCAACCGCUACACUGACGACUUCACCUUCAACAUCAACUACGGAGACCUCAGCUUCCUCAGCCAGGAGGACCUCAGCAUCUUCGGCUCGCUGAACCUGACCACGGUCAAGCUGUCCGGAGUGGGCGAGAGCUUCCAGAAGCAUGCGGACGCCGAGUCCAAAGGAAUCAAAGCCCAUUUCAACAUGGAUGAAAGCGGAGUCCUGCUUCUGGAUCGGGUGGAGUCCGUCUUUGAGACCAUUGUGGAGGAGAAGGAGGAGGAGUCCACCCUAACCAAGCUCGGCAACACCAUUUCUACCCUGUUUGGAGGAGGAUCCUCUGAGCCCAGUCCCAAUGCAACAGAACCAGUCCAGGAGGAGGAGGAAGUUCCUCCAGAGUCUGGGAAGGAGGGCAGCGAGGGCCAGAAGGACCAAGAGAACCAGACCAAAGAAGGUUCAUCAAAAGGUGCUGAUGAGGAGAAGAGCCCAGAGAACCCAGAGGACACGGCCACCAGAACCCAGGCCCCGGAGGAAAAAGGUGGAGAGAAACCUGAAAGCGUGGAGCCUGAGAAGAAAGCCAAACCUCAGAAAAGAACCAAGAUCUCUGAGGACGUCUCUCUGGAACUGGUCCUCCACGACGUGGUGGACCCCACAGCAGAAGAGCUGCUGUCCUCCAGACAGAAGUUACAGGAUCUGACCAACAGAGAUCUGGCCAAGCAAGAAAGGGAGAAGGUCCUGAACAGCCUGGAAGCGUUCAUCUUUGAGACGCAGGACAAGCUUCACCAGGAGGACCACCAGCAGGUGAUGACGGAGGAGGAGCUUCAGCAGAUCCUGGGCCAGCUGAGGGAAGCGUCUGAUUGGAUGGAUGAGGACGGCUACCGGGCCGGAACCAAGGAGCUGAAGGAGAAGCUGUCUCAGCUCAGAGGCCUCUGCAGGGACGUCUUCUUCAGGGUGGACGAACGCAGGAAGUGGCCCGAGCUCCUCGGCGCCCUGGACAGCCUCCUCAACACCUCGGCCUUCUUCCUCAGGGGCGCCAGGCUGAUUCCAGAUGAUGACCAGAUCUUCACAGAAGUGGAGCUGAACAUGUUGGAGAAGGUCAUCAAUGAAACCACGACCUGGAAGAACGAGACGGUGGCGGAGCAGGAGAACCGCUCGCCGCACCUGCGACCCGUUCUGCUGUCCAGAGAUAUUGAGUCCAAGCUGGCUCUGCUGCAGCGGGAGAUGAACUACCUGCUCAACAAGGCCAAGUUUGCCAAACCCAAAGCUAAAGCUAAAGCUAAGAACGAGACAGGCACCGACGCGGGCAGCAAGGCCAACGCUACGGCAGAGGAGGAGAAGCUGGCUCCUCCCACCCAGACAGCAGAGAGCUCCGAGGAGCAGCCGCCGGGUGAAGCUCCGCCCACUGAGGAGAGUGCUCCUGACACAGCCUCUGACAGCCAAUCACAGCCCUCAGAGGAAACCAUCAGCAAAGAGUCUUCAGACGGCGGCGCUCAUGGGAACCACGUGGAGGACGAGUUAUAACCACUGGACCUGGAAAACUUCUUCACUAUUUAUUGACUCCUUCUCAGCUCUUUGCCUUUUUUAAUCGCCUCGUUUUUUUUUUGUUUUUUGUUUUUUUAUUGGCCCGUUUGUCCAGUUCUGACUCCAUUCUAAGACCCCCCCACCCCCCUGUCUAACUGGUUUCACUGGGACCCUCUGACGCUGCUGCCUGUGGACCCAGAGAGAAAAAAGCCCGGUUUAGUCCGAGUCCUGAGCCAAAGUGCGGAGCUGCCAUCUCCAGCCACCGGGGGCGCUGUCACUUCAUCACAAAGUUGAAUAAAAAUAGUUCAGAAGUAAAAAGAAGUAAAUGUAACAUUUCAUCAGGAUCCAGUCUGGUUUAAACCGGAUCUUCAAACUGGAUUACUUGAAGCGGUUCUGGAGCGUUGGGCGUGGACCUCAUGGGUUCCAUGUCAGUGGAGGAGGGGGGGUAGCACCGACUUGGUUCCGGUUCACAGCACAGCUGUUGGACAAGGUUUGGUCUGACUGGGGAAUCAGUGGGUGGACUGGUGUCACUGGUUUCACUCAGUCGGGCCGUAGGAGGUUCCCCCUGAUCGGGUCGGAGAUCAGGACGGAUUUUGUUCCAGAACCAGAAGAACUUUGGGUGGUUUUUCCUUUAAUAAAGAAUCUGUUUGAACCUCGUCUGUCCUGUUUGCUUUGAGGAAGCGGGACACCUGAUUGGACGAACCAGCGAGACGUUAGAAAGGAUGCUGACCUUAAAACUGGUUCUUUUCUGUAGAAGAACCAGUACCAGCCCUGUUUCACCUCUGGACCCACCAGAACCGGGCUUUGGGUCGGAUCUGUGACUUUGGAGCGAAAAGACAAACAAGAUUCUGAUGAUGAUGAAAAGUUUGUUUGUGAAUAA
Molecule: messenger RNA, 3787 nt
Organism: Cyprinodon variegatus (sheepshead minnow)
Lineage: Eukaryota; Metazoa; Chordata; Actinopteri; Cyprinodontiformes; Cyprinodontidae
Gene: hyou1
Product: hypoxia up-regulated 1
Exons: 23
Coding region: 166-2907 (913 amino acids)
Biological process (GO): negative regulation of hypoxia-induced intrinsic apoptotic signaling pathway; cellular response to hypoxia; endoplasmic reticulum unfolded protein response
Cellular component (GO): endoplasmic reticulum chaperone complex
Molecular function (GO): ATP-dependent protein folding chaperone; ATP binding
Source: RefSeq, a predicted model, not a curated record